AGACAGAUUAGCUUCUACUUUGUUAAAACAAUUUACACAGACCCUCUUUUUGAUAGCCGUCUUUAAAAUUAAAAUAGUUUUUUUAAAUGGGCAAUAUGAUAACUAUAUUCAUUUUUUGUUUUGAGCAAUCUACUUACUUGUUCAAUCUUCUCAACAGCUUCAGUUGACAUGUUGUCUAAUGUUUGGUUUGACAUCUUGUAGUUUUGUGGUUGUAUACUGUUGCGGUACUGCUAGGGAACUGAUACGUUAAACGCGAAUGUUUGUAUUAUUUAUAGGGAGGCUCUGAAUUGCAAGCGACGCAAUAUCUGUAAUAGGUGUUAAUGGGAAAAUAGUAGGGGGGAAAACCGUGAGCAAAUAUGUUUACUUCAAAUGCUAAUUUAUUUUGUUAAUUAGAAUAAUAAAUGUAUGCAAUUAUUCAUAUAAAAAAAACUACCAUUUUAGCAUAAUUCUAAUAAUUGUUAAUCAAAGUUGUUUACUUAAAAUGCUAAUUUUAUCUUUGUUACUUGGAAUAAUGAUCAUUGUAUGCAAUUUUAUUUCUAAAAAACAAUUUGCAAACAAUGCAACCACAAGAUGCACACGGCAUUAUUUUAACAUAAUUAUAGUUAUUAUUGGCAAGUUGUUUACUUCAAUUGCUAAUUUAUUGUUUGUUGGAAUAAUGAUCAAUGUAUGUAAUUAUUUAUAAAAAAAAAUUGCGUCAAAGUCCAAGAACCACAAGACGCACACGGUACCAUUUUAAUAUAAUUAUAUGAAACGUAUUUGCGCGCAUUUUUUUUCCUUCUCCCCACAACUACUAUUUAAACAGAAUUCUGUGCAGUUCAACACAUCAGUAUCAAGUGUAUCACACAACCAAACCAAACCAACCAUGGCAUCAACACCAACGACAAUCGUAGUGCUAACGCAAGAUAAAGUGAAUUUUCCCAUGAAAUACGCGUAUGUCGUGAUGAACCAGUUAUUUCAAUACGGAGUUAAAGAAAUUACCCAGAAGGACGAUAAGAUAUUUAUAUCUUUGACUUACACCCCUAGAGCCACAACACUUAAAAAGAAAUUUGGGAAUCUACCCAUAAGGUACAUGAGAACGAGGGUCCAAAAUACUGAAGAUAUUAAAAUUUUAGAGAAAGUUGUAAAGAGGUACAAGUUUAACUUAAUUGACGAAGAUCGGGAAGACACGGAGCAGCGGCAACAAAUUAUACAAAAAAGGAAAUUGCAAAUUACGGAUGUCUACACAUCGGGAGAGGAAGAGGAAGAGGGAAACUAAGAUGUAGAUGAGGUGGAUAAAGGUGUUAUUGCUUGUGGUGGUUCUGGUGAAAGUCGUUCAAAGAAGUAAGAAAUGAAGAAAUUCAGAUGUAAUUAUUCUAGUUAUGGUAAAUAAAAAAGUCUGUAUUAUACAUUUUUAGUUUUUUUUAUUUCAUUUCUUACAAUAAAUGUACCAAUAGUAUAAGAAAUAUACAUUUUCAACUGCACAAUACA
Messenger RNA from Sitophilus oryzae (rice weevil), 1467 nucleotides. RefSeq lists its product as uncharacterized. Lineage: Eukaryota; Metazoa; Arthropoda; Insecta; Coleoptera; Curculionidae. Bases 746 to 1255 code for a protein of 169 amino acids. The transcript has 2 exons. The record is from RefSeq and is a predicted model, not a curated record.